This is a messenger RNA of Antrostomus carolinensis (chuck-will's-widow), 658 nucleotides long. RefSeq names its product PDGFA associated protein 1 (gene PDAP1). The record is from RefSeq and is a predicted model, not a curated record. The annotation marks the transcript as partial. Lineage: Eukaryota; Metazoa; Chordata; Aves; Caprimulgiformes; Caprimulgidae. The transcript has 5 exons.
UAUACAGGUAGAAAAGGAGGCCACAAAGGCCGAGCAAGACAGUACACGAGUCCCGAAGAGAUCGAUGCCCAGCUCCAAGCAGAAAAACAAAAGGCCAGGGAAGAAGAGGAGCAAGAAGAAGGAGGUGAAGGAGCAGCAGGAGACCCCAAAAAGGAGAAGAAGUCUUUAGAUUCAGAUGAGAGCGAUGAAGAUGAUGAGGAUUAUCAGCAAAAGCGCAAAGGAGUGGAAGGGUUGAUAGACAUAGAGAAUCCCAAUCGUGUCAUUCAGACAACCAAAAAGGUCACUCAGCUGGACCUGGAUGGACCUAAGGAACUCUCACGACGAGAGCGAGAGGAAAUAGAGAAACAAAAAGCAAAAGAAAGAUACAUGAAAAUGCACCUAGCUGGCAAAACGGAGCAAGCGAAGGCCGAUCUCGCCCGACUAGCCAUCAUUCGGAAGCAAAGGGAAGAAGCUGCCAGGAAGAAAGAAGAAGAAAGAAAAGCAAAAGACGAAGCGGCCAUGGCAGGUAAAAGACUGCAGUCACUGUCCCUCAACAAGUAAGCACAGGACACACCAGAGGAGGAAACACCAGGGAACUGUGCCUGGUGCCUGCCAGGAGCUCUGUGGUGUUGCAUCCCAUCGAUGCCACGUAGGGUGUACUGCGGCAUCGACGUCACCU